CAGUAGACUACUUCUUGUUUCCACGCAGUGACAGUAAGUUGACUCACUGUUCAAGACCUCUCCUCUUCACUUCACUCUACUGCAGGGUGGGAGAUGCAACAAUGGCCUUGAGAACAGCAGGAAGUGUGUUGGGGGUCUUUCUCUGGUCUGUAGCAGUGGUACUUGGUCAGUAUGUCUGGAGUGUGACUUACACCACUCAGAGUAUCUGUGUCUUGGAGGGGUCAUCAGUGAAUCUGUUCUGCUCUUACACAUAUCCCAGUGGUUAUACAGUCACAACAACCUUCUGGUUCACUAAAUGGGGGACUGGUGUAGAACCUAAAGAUCUAGGUCAGGACCCAGAGUAUGCAGGUCGUCUGGAGUAUCAUGGGGAUAAGAAGAAAGACUGUACCCUGAGAAUCACAGACCUGAGAGAGAGAGACUCAGCUACGUACAGGUUCAGAUUUCUAACAGAUCAGGAAGGAGGGAAAUAUUCUGGAAGUCCUGGAGUCAAUCUGUCUGUAACAGCUCUGCAGGUGAAGGUGACUCCUGCUGCAAAUGGACAGAAGACACUGACCUGUAUCACCACCUGUACUCUGACUGGCAACCCCACCUACAUCUGGUACAAGAACGGACAACAUCAACACGAGAGAACCUCCCCCCAGUACAAAUACUCAGUCUACAGUAACAGUAAAGACAGCUACUCCUGUGCUGUAAAAGGCCAUGAGGAUCUCCCCUCUCCUGCAGUGUGUGUUCAGGGUCAGAGCUGCUACAGAGUGACUUACACCAAGAGGAGAAUCUGUGUCUUGAAGGGGUCAACAGUGGACAUAUCCUGUACUUAUGUUGGUUAUUAUUACACCACAUCAUCAUUCUGGUUUAGAAGUGAUAAGUGCCCCAGGGACCUAACCAGAGACCCAGGGUGUUCAGGGUCAGAGAUGCUACAGAGUGACUUACACCAAGAGGAGAAUCUGUGUCUUGAAGGGGUCAACAGUGGACAUAUCCUGUACUUAU
Molecule: messenger RNA, 987 nt
Organism: Oncorhynchus masou masou (cherry salmon)
Lineage: Eukaryota; Metazoa; Chordata; Actinopteri; Salmoniformes; Salmonidae
Product: myeloid cell surface antigen CD33-like
Exons: 6
Source: RefSeq, a predicted model, not a curated record